AUGAGUGCCGAAGAAGAGUCAAUGCAAACAGAGACAAGUGAACCUGCUGUCAAAGUAGAAGUCACAGCCAGUGGAAAUGGUGGCAAUGAGAACUUUGUUGUGCUGGAUGUAGCAGGAGAAUCAGAAGAUUCUGAUAAAGAAGACAAGGCUGGGAAAGAUUCGAAAGAGAAAAGCAUCAAGAACUAUGAAUCCGAUGGUGGUAAAAAACCCGCGGCAGACCAAGUUGUUGUUAAGGCUGAAACUUUGAGCUCAACAAGGCCAAGGAAGAAGCCAAAGGCGCCAGUUGUAGAUGUUAACAGCUUGCGAAAGCGUAAAUGGCAGCUGAAGGUUUAUCCCUUGCAUGCAGAGGAUUUGCAGCUGAACUACAUGAGUAUACUGUGUAAACUAGCUUCGGAAAGCCUGCUGUAUAUCCCAAGCGAAGGCCGGCAUGGCAAAGCAGAGCUGUAUGUAGCUACUCAAAAGGAAACUGCAACCAUCAUUGGUAAAUUGCUGCGAAUGGAUUUUCAUCAUAACAUGUUGAGCAUUGAGGUGGUGCGGAAGGAUACUGGGGGAAAAGAGGACGGUACUGAAUCCAAGAAAGAAUGCAAAGCUUUUCUGAUGUUUGACAAGUUCCUUUCCAAGAAAAUAUUUGAUGCCAAGGGUGAAAAGGGCACUCUAGUCGAGAAGACUGUCACCUUAACCAAGCUGCCCAAAGCAGCCACCAAAGAUUUCAUCGGGGCACUUUUUCCCUUUUCUACUGAAAUUGAAAUUAUUGAGAGCGACAAUCCAGAUGAACGCAAAGCCACGGUGAAGUGUAAGACACCAGUCACAUCCCUGCUCGUGUACAAGUCCUUCAAGCGUCUGGAGAUAAAUGAUGUCCAUGUCAAGAUCUCAGUUGAUGAGUCAGUGAAAUCUAUCUCACUUCCACCGAUGUAUUUCAUUCCUCCACCUGAGAAGAAAGACAUUGGACCACCAGAUUCUGACAGUGCUUUGAAUCAGAGUUCCCUGCGAAGAAGACCAGGGAUUACCCCUCUAAACAGAAGAGUGCAGCUGAUCAAGAAAAGAGCCAUUCUUAACAUGAAAAAGCCAACUAGGGGACAAAUCAUGAGAGGACAGAGGCCAAACCAAGGUCCUCCUUUGGGUGAGGGGAUGAGAGAAAUGCCAUACCACCGCACAAUGCCACCAAGACGCAUGGAUGGUCAUCGCUUUGGGCAGGACAAGAUGCAGGGUCCAGGCAUGAGAGAGUAUCCACCAAUGGGACCCGCGCGCAGAAGAUUCAUGGAUCGACCGAAUGACAGACGAAACAGAGAACGGGACUCGAGGGAAAGAAAUGUGACCAAGGAAAUGCUGCAGCUUCAGAACCAGUUGAACCAAGCUAUUAAAAAUCAGAUUGCGAUGCUGAAUAAAACUCAAGUCGGAGGAGGGGGUGGCGGCCACUUGCUUCCAGAAAGUUAUCCGGUUGCAGGACCGUCUCAUAAACCCUUACUAGAGCAUCCGCCAAGACAUUUUGGUGGUGAGCCACUGGUUUCAUCUACUCGCGUCAUAGACCAUCAUCGUCAGCCAGGUGGCUUCGGCGGUGUCUCCUGGUCAUCUGAUCGUGGUGGGAGAAUCGAUAGGGGAGUUCGGAAUGAUACCAGCAGGCCAGAGAGACCUAUCAGAACUGGGGUUGAUCACAUGGAACGCCCCAGCAGACCAGACAAUAAACGGAUAGAUAUGAAUGUUCGGAUGGAUACCCAGCCAAGCAGGCUUGACAGAAACAGCCGUGAUAGACAUGACCGUAAUGGUAAAGGCGCAGAGCCGGUUCGUCAUAAAAACCCGAGACAGCCACCGGCGUUUGGAGCAGGUCCAAGCAGUGAUGCUGGUCGCAACAAAGGUGAAAGGUCUUCACUGAACAGGUCGCAUGGUUCAGAGAGAGGAGCCAGUAAUGCGAGAAGAGGUCCUGACUUCCCUAAUUCUGACAGGUCAGCUCCCCGCGGUGACAGAAGCUACAGUUCAACAACUUCUCAUGGGCAGGCUAGUGGCUCAGCCCGCUACAAUGAAUACAACCAGGGUGAAGGCGAUAGCUCCUAUUUCCGCCACUACUGA
This is a messenger RNA of Candidula unifasciata, 2064 nucleotides long. Lineage: Eukaryota; Metazoa; Mollusca; Gastropoda; Stylommatophora; Geomitridae. The record is from the annotation of a GenBank genome assembly.